AUGUCUGGUUUGCCUCAAAACAACCUGAAGGAACAGCUGGCGAGACACAACAACGCUGCUCAGAGCAAGCUGUCUCUGGCUAAACCUAAAACGGGGGCUUUCUUGUUCAAAAAGAAAUCCUCAUCAGGCACAACCAGAGUGGAAUACCCGACCAAGGUAAACAGUCCAAAUGGUUUGGCAAACAGGAACGUGAAUGUGCCCACGAACAGCCUGGUGACUAAAUCUCCUGUAACAUUUUCAAACAAGCUUGAAAGAACUCAAAAAUCCAAAAUCAACAGCUUCUUCCCUCCAAGUUCAAAAUGCACGUCAGAUUUCACCAGCCCAGCAGGCAACUCCCCUUCAGCAAGGGAGUCGCCGCCGGUAGAGGCUGGCGUUAGGAUGACUGCUGCUCCUGCUGAACCUGACAACCAGCCCUCCUGUGGCGGGAAAGGAAUCGGCUCCCCAAGUUUGGAUGUAUCUAGUUUCCCGAUGGAUGACUGGGAUGAUUUUGAAGACUUUGAAACACCCGCCAAAUCAAAAAAUGACUCCAUCUGCUCAGAGAAAUCGGCGAGGGUGGCCAUGGCGAUGUCAUCUUCUGAUGAAUUCCCAGAGUUCAGAGGGAAAAAAAGCCCCGGUCCUGUUCGCUUACAAGCGGAGUCGAAGAAGAAGAGCAGUGACCAGUCUUGUAUGGAGACGGAGGAAUCCCGGGUCGGUAAAACCGUUUCACCAGAACCCAGUUUAGCUCACGAACCUUCAGAACAGGAAGUGGAGGAUUCUCCUGUUAAAAGGACCAGAAGGCGUUGUCCUCCUCCACAUGUGACGUCUGUGUUGAGUGACAGCGACGAUGAGGUCGCCGUUGCAUCUGAACCUUUAAAAGAUAAAACAGGGGAAAAGGGAAAAUGGGUUGAUCCAAAAGUGAUAGAUCUGAAUGACAGCUCUGAGCCUGAGGAAGACGUUGAUUACAUUCCUCCUUCGCCUCCUCCUGAUGCGACCUCGUACACAACUUCUCCAGCAGAGACAAGAACUCAAUCAGGUAAAGUUCAGAGCAGAGACAAUACUUUCCAACCAAACGGCCAUGCCACAACUCUGCCUUCUACGCACCUCUCCAGUGACAAAACAAAGGAACAACUGUUUAGUGCUAUGGAGGCCAUUUGCGCUCUGGUUGAUUCCAUCCCUGAACAUGAACUGAUCGGUUUGUCCUGUGGGAAUGAACUUCUGCUGAAGAGAGCCCAAAGGAAGAGGAUUCUUGCUUGUGGGGCUGAGUCUUUGUCUAGGAUGAUGCAGCAACCAGACAGCACGGUGAUUUCGGAUGGCAGCUUCAUAGAUGCCUUUUCCAGCUGUGGUGCAUCUAGUCUGUCACCCAGCGGUUCCCUGCCUGUGGACAGUAAAAGAAAUCUCCCACCCCAAAGAUCUUCUCUGAACUAUCACUCCGAUUGCUUUGAUGGGUCCAGUUUGAACCCCCGGCACAGGACGGACAGCAAGACUAUUUACGCAGAAAGUGAGAGUGUUUGUGAUUCUCCGUCACCCCCCAGCUUCACAAAACCAGCAUAUAACUCCUCGGAGAAAACAAGCUCUCACGCAGAUGAGGCAGAUCUAUUCUUCUCAUCCAAGAAGUCAAAAGAUGUUGAGCAAGACAAAUCCAAAGCGCCAGCCUCUGCAGCUGCAGCAGACUUUGAGGCAGACGACUUCUAUGAUGACGAUUUUGAUAUUGAUGACUUAAACGACUCUGACAUCCCUGAUUACUUUGACGAACCCCCGACCUCUUCUGUGUUGAGUCAAAACCGAAGCACUGCACCAGCCGCUGUGAAAGAAGGAGGACCAAACCAGUCGUCAUGGGACAAGAAACCCGUGACUCCUGUCUCUGCUCCAAAACCUCAGAAGAUUUAUUCACCAGAGCCCAACUUCAAGAACCCAGCGCACGAUCGCUACCGAGGCUUUAACUUCCCCCAUUCACAGGAGAUGAUGAAGAUUUUUCACAAGCGUUUUGGACUCCAUCAGUUCAGAUUUAAUCAGCUGGAAGCAAUUAAUGCUUCUCUUCUGGGAGAGGAUGCAUUUGUUUUGAUGCCAACAGGUGGGGGUAAAAGUUUGUGCUACCAGCUGCCUGCCUGUAUCUCAGCUGGAGUCACUGUAGUCAUUUCUCCGCUUAAAUCGCUUAUUGUCGACCAGAUCCAGAAACUCACCACCCUAGAUAUUCCAGCAACGAGUUUAUCUGGGGAUAAAAGUGAUAGCGAAGCAGGAAGGAUUUAUAUGCAGCUCUCCAGGAAAGACCCGAUCAUUAAACUGCUGUACGUCACACCUGAAAAGGUGAGCGCAAGCAACAGGUUGAUCUCAGCUCUGCAAAACCUAUACGAACGAGGUCUUCUAGCCCGCUUUGUAAUCGAUGAGGCACACUGCGUCAGUCAGUGGGGUCAUGAUUUUCGUCCAGACUACAAAAAAUUGCACGAACUGCGUCACAAGUUCCCCAACGUACGAAUGAUGGCUCUGACGGCUACCGCCAACCCCCGGGUGCAAAAAGACAUCCUCAACCAGCUGAAUAUGAGCCGACCGCAAGUGUUUACUAUGAGCUUCAACAGGGCAAACCUCAAGUACUCGGUGUUGCCCAAGAAGCCCAAAAAGGUUGACGAGGACUGCAUCGGCUGGAUCAAGAAGCACUACCCGCGUGACUCUGGCAUUGUGUACUGCCUGUCUCGUAAUGAAUGCGAUGCCUUGGCGGAGAGUCUGAAGAGAGCGGGAAUACAGGCCCUGGCGUAUCACGCCGGACUGAGUGACGGCGACAGAGAAUAUGUGCAGAGCAAAUGGAUCAAUCAGGACGACUGCCAGGUCAUCUGUGCCACCAUAGCCUUUGGCAUGGGUAUAGACAAGCCUGACGUGCGCUACGUGAUCCACGCCACUCUGCCUAAAUCAGUGGAGGGUUACUAUCAGGAGUCGGGACGAGCUGGCAGAGAUGGAGAGAUCUCUCACUGCAUCCUAUUUUAUUCCUACAAUGACGUCCAUCGCAUUAAAAGGAUUAUCAGCAUGGACAGAGAAGGCGACAGACACACCAAAGCCACUCACUACAACAACCUACACAGCAUGGUGCACUUCUGCGAGAACAUGAUGGAUUGCAGGAGAAUUCAGCUGCUCGCCUACUUCGGAGAGCUGACGUUCAACAGAAACUACUGCAAAGACCAUCCAGACGUCAGCUGUGAUAACUGUGCCAGACCCAACCAAUAUAAACUGAGGAAGGUGACCGACGAUGUGAAGAAGAUUGUGAGGUUUGUCCAGGAGAACUGUGAGAAAGUCGGAGCAAGGUUUGGGAAGACACCUCAGCAGAACCGACUGACACUGAACAUGCUCGUGGACAUCUUUAUAGGGGCUAAAUCGGCCAAGGUCCAGACAGGAAUGUAUGGGAUGGGAGCUGCUUACUCUCGCCAUAAUGCAGACCGUCUUUUCAAGAAACUUGUUCUAGAUAACGUUCUGGUCGAGGAUCUCUACAUCACCGUCAAUGGCCAAGCGGUGUCUUACAUCUCUGCAGGACCAAAAGCAACGAACAUACUGUCUGGGCACAUGGAGGUGGAGUUCUACGAAACGGAGAGCGCGUCCAGCGUCAGGAAGCAAAAAGCUUCUGUCUCCAAGAGCGUCUCCAAGAGAGAGGCCAUGGUUCAGCAGUGUCUGAAGGAGCUGAUAGAUCUGUGCAAGCAGCUGGGCAAAGCAUUUGGCAUUCACUAUUACAAUAUCUUCUCCACCGCCACCGUGAAGAAAAUAGCUGAGAGACUUUCCUCCGAUCCUGAAGUCCUCCUGCAAAUCGACGGUGUGACGGAGGACAAACUGGAAAAGUAUGGAGCUGAAGUCAUUAAAGUGCUUCAGAAAUACUCCGAAUGGCAGCUACCCGUGGACGAGCAGACUGAAAGUACUGGAGAUGGCUGGAUAGACCCAAGAUGCCCAGAAGAUGACGACACAGAGUCUUCCACCUAUUUCUCCAACCAGUCCGCUGCGGGCCGGAAGAGGAAGAAAGCUCCAUUCUUCAAGUAUUCAAAGAAGAGAAAAGGAUACGGCAACCAAGGCUACUCUUCUAGAGGCCGUGGAUACAGCAACAAUAAGUCCUCAUCUUCCGGCUCCAGGGGGGGCUCCCAAAGUGCAGGUCGAGGGUCCGCAAGCUCUGCAGGAGCUGCACCAGGGGGCAGGAGACCAGGAUUCAUGUCUGUCCCUAUGCCUCAGAGCAACCAGCGACCCUUUUUAAAGUCAACCUUUUCUUACAUGAGCUAAAAUCUGCUUGAAUCUCUGCCUCAUCAAUGUUUUGUAACAUCUUUUCACUGUAAGUAUUGUACUUCAUGUACAGAUAUGAAAAGGUGUGUGUAUAUAUAUAUAUAUGUUGUAAAUUGAUGUGGCAUGUAAAGAGUUAGACCUCAGUAACUGGAGUUCUGCUGAUCUUGUUUUUUUUGUUUUUUUGUUUUUUUUUUAUAAUAAAGAUUUUGUAUGAUUAUUUCUCCAAGCUGCAUUUAUUUGCUUGCAGAAAAGAGAACUGUGCUUACAGAAACCACAGCGACAGACACGUCAUUUUUUUUGUUUGUUUUUUAUUAUUUAAUGUUUAUUUCAAGUUUGAAUAGUUUCCUUUAAUGGCACCAGAUACAGGGGACUAUUGGAGAGAAACAAUAUUUUAUACUGACUUGUACAGAAGCUUGCCUACAGUACAAACAUGGGUUUGGAAUGGAUCAGACGAAACAAGAACUGGAUUUGGCACAUGGGUUUAUAUGAGAUUUACAUUUUUUUUAAGGUAUAUAACGUAAUUUAAACAGCAAUUUCCAAUCGAAGGAGGGGAAAAAAACAAGGAAAACUACAAAAUACACCACCAGACACAGGAGUGCACAAACACCUGACAUGUAUGCGCUGUUUCAUGGGGGUUUGUGUGCUGGGACGUGACAGAGGAGCAGAAAGCAGAGCUGGGUGGUCAUGGCAAGUUUCAUUAAUUGUGUUGUGCACCAUGGCUUGCCAGGAUUAAAUAUGAACAUUUGGUUAAAAUUAAUAAGUUGAUUUGUUCUGCAUACUGUCUUUAAAAAAAAAAAAAAAA
This is a messenger RNA of Fundulus heteroclitus (mummichog), 5026 nucleotides long. RefSeq names its product BLM RecQ like helicase (gene blm). Gene Ontology annotation, cellular component: nucleus; chromosome; cytoplasm. Lineage: Eukaryota; Metazoa; Chordata; Actinopteri; Cyprinodontiformes; Fundulidae. Gene Ontology annotation, biological process: DNA replication; telomere maintenance; double-strand break repair via homologous recombination. Gene Ontology annotation, molecular function: four-way junction helicase activity; DNA binding; 3'-5' DNA helicase activity. The coding region runs from base 1 to 4224 and encodes 1407 amino acids. The transcript has 21 exons. The record is from RefSeq and is a predicted model, not a curated record.